Molecule: messenger RNA, 1191 nt
Organism: Symbiodinium sp. CCMP2592
Lineage: Eukaryota; Dinophyceae; Suessiales; Symbiodiniaceae
Source: the annotation of a GenBank genome assembly
AUGACGGAGCUCUGCACGGUAAAGACCAGCGAGGUCUUUGAUGCCAGCUCUGCAGCAAUCGCCUUCUUUUUUCCCCCCUCUCUCGCUCCGCCCCCUCCGCCCCGGCGCCCACGUUCCGCUCCAUAUUGGGACCUUUCCGAAGCUGUACCACAAGAGCGGGCCGAGCACAAUUCCUCAAUGCGCUGGACCAACCGGUGCGGUGAGAAGCCAGUGGUAGCCGAUGUCUUGCACAAGGCGUCCACAGUCCCCACUCCUGAAGAUCCGAGCCCGUGGCGCGAGGAACCAGAUGCCACCUGGGCGGGUGAUGCUCCCAGAGAAGCACUCGACGAGAUGUCGGAGGCACCAAUGGGGGAGCCUACUGCAAACUUCGCGAUCUAUGGAUCGAUACCUGGCAUUCCAGAGUCCUUCACUCUGUCCGAGUUCCUCGAGAAGGAGCCACCUUUUUCGCCGGCCUCUACACUAUCCUACAGCCGACAAGUGCCUGUCUCGCCCGCCUCGACUGUCUACUGCUAUGACAGACAGGUGCCUGUCUCACCUGCAUCGACUACCUUACUCUACGGCACAGGGUACAACAGCGGCCAUCAGGAACCACCUUCCCCUGCUUCCACUGUCCCGGCUUUCGAGGACAAUCCUGGCUAUAUGCCGGCUCAUCCAACUUGGCGGCACUUCUCCCAAAGCCGCAGCCGAAAUGAAAUCAGCAGAAACCGUGGUGAAGACUGUUCGUCUGUUUGGUGCGGACUCUUUAAUAGCUGUUGCUCCGGCUCCGACUCAGCGCCAGAGUCCUGCAGCCGCUGCCAGCACGCGCUCGGAUCUUCCUUCGAUUAUCGCUGCCCGAACUGCUCCAAAGCUGUCUGUGUGGAGUGCUUUGAGAAUCUCAGUGGCGAGACUUUGCGAUGCACCUGCGAAGGUGAAGCAGCAAAUGGCGCAAUGAGUGACUGCAAGUUGUGGAUGCUCGGGGCGUGGAAGUCCGCCGUGGAUGCGUUUGAUGUCAUCUACACAAAUCUUGCCGGUGCAACUGAAACCCCAGCAAUGCCGCAGGCCUGGACGAGAAAAGAGACACCUUCACCCACGCAGCCGCAAACACUAUCAUUGCCAUCUAUGUUGGGCCAUCGACGUCGUGUCUCUCAAGCCACAGACGUGCACAAGACCUACUUGCCAGGGGAGAUGCCCUGCAGCCCAGAAGUCCGAUGA